Molecule: messenger RNA, 1121 nt
Organism: Schizophyllum commune H4-8
Lineage: Eukaryota; Fungi; Basidiomycota; Agaricomycetes; Agaricales; Schizophyllaceae
Product: F-actin capping protein, beta subunit
Exons: 7
Coding region: 121-984 (287 amino acids)
Biological process (GO): cell morphogenesis; barbed-end actin filament capping; actin cytoskeleton organization
Cellular component (GO): cytoplasm; F-actin capping protein complex
Molecular function (GO): actin filament binding
Source: RefSeq, a predicted model, not a curated record
CGCUGCUUGAGCUUGACGAGCGCCAGCACGCUCAUCGCGCCGCGUUCUUGCUUUCAUUCUGUCUCGUGCUUCCUUCUUACCUCCAUCUCCUUGACUGCAGCGCUAUCGCACGCGUCCACGAUGGCGGAUCUCGUCGAUAGCAUGCUCGACCUCAUGCGGCGCCUGCCGCCAACGCGCACUGAGGAGAACGUCGACGCGCUCAUCAGGAUCUGUCCAGAAUACGCAGACGAUCUGCUUGGGAGUGUCGACCAGCCGCUCAAGCUCAUGCACGACCGCGUCGCGGGCCGCGACUACCUCGCAUGCGACUACAACCGGGAUGGCGAUAGCUAUCGAUCCCCAUGGACAAACGAGUACGAUCCACCGCUGGACGAUGGUACCGUGCCAGGCGUGAAGCUCCGCAAACUGGAGGUGAUGGCGAACGAGGCGUUCGACACCUAUCGCGAGAUGUACUACGAAGGCGGUGUCUCCUCCGUAUACCUAUGGGACCUUGAGGACGGCGGCUUCGCCGGGGUCGUCCUGCUGAAGAAGUCGAUGACGCCUUCGUCACCCUCUGAACCAGCAGGAUCCUGGGACUCCAUCCACGUCUUCGAAACAGCCGAGCGAGGGAGGCAGGCCCACUACAAGCUCACGUCAACGGUGAUGCUGCAGCUGACGACGCAUAAGAGCUCGGAGAGCAAGGAUGAGCAGAAGGAGAAGGACAAGUCGGAUCCGGAAAGCUGGAAGCGGGAGGGCGAGGUUACCCUGAGCGGGAGCAUGACGAGACAGACCGAGCAGGACUGGCCGCUGCACGACUCGCAGUCCCACAUCACGAACACGGGCCGCAUGAUCGAGGAGAUGGAGAAUAAGAUGCGGAAUUUGUUGCAAGAGGUUUACUUCGGCAAAACGCGCGAUAUUGUGUACGACCUUCGCAGCGUCGACGACCUCGAGAAGGCGCGGAAGCAGCGGGAGUUGCAGAAGGAGCUUGUCGGGUUCAUCAAGAGGUGAUGCGCUGGUGGUGUUGGGAGCAGAGUAUCAAGAAAGCAGAACUGAAUCGGGAGGGAGCGGGAAGGGGGAGAUGGUCGAGGGGAUUGUUUGUAUCAUACUCCAUACACUGAAAGGGACUCACACUCUGGAUAAGCGGA